AGUUCAACUAGAUAAACGAUAAACAAAAUGUCGAAAUAAGAAAAUUUCGCAACGUCUGAAAUCGAUUCAUUAUAAAAAAAAAAACUCGUUAGCGCAAUAUAAUUACUUAAGAAGCUCGUGCGUCCGCUACUGGUAAUAGAACAUUUGUACCAUGGUGGUACCAAUGCACAAAGACUUGAAUCUACGGAGCGUAACGUAAUUUUAUAGUAUUAUGUCAAAUCGCGGUGGUUAUCGUUCUGAAACACAGUCCACGUUCACAAUUUUUUCCAUUUAUUCAUCAAUAUGUUUCGUGAUAGUUGCAGUGUUGAUGUGAUUUAUUAGGAGACUUUUAUUGGUGGCAGCGUAUUGAACUAGAUGGCAAAAAAAAUACAAAAAUAACGUUAUUACAGAAUCAUAAUGAGUGCAACAAUGUUUACGAAAAUACCCGAAAAUUCGAAAACUAAAAUCCCUAUCCCUGCUAGUCCGACUCCGUUGCGUAGACACAACAGUCUUCGUUUAAAAGGUGAGAAAUCGUUCAACUUCACGUCAAGCUCUAGACGUCGUGAUGAUGGUAACGUUAUAGUCCAGGAAAACCCAGAUCAGAAAGUCGUAGCGAACAGAGACCGUCACUGCAAUCGAUUUUCUUCGGCCGAAACGACGCACCAGUCAUCGUCGAACCCUCAUUUGAAACGGGGGCGAUCGUUCAUGGAUAGGAGCGAUAGGGGGGUGCAAAAUGGAACUAAGAGACCGGAAAAUAUGAAAAUCGGAUAUAGAAGUCCCGUGGACGUUUUAAAAAAUGGUACUACGCCCGAAUCUCCGAGUAGAGUGAGAAGUCUGUCCUUGUCUUUAUCUAAUGCUAGACAAGGCAACAAUACUUCCAAAUCGCCUUCAUUAGUUACAUCUUCUCCGAAUCGACAAAUUUCAGCAGAUUCGAGGAUUUAUUCCACUGGUGCCAUCGAUAAUUGGGACAACGAAAGUAUUACCAGUAUAGGGAGCAGCGUGGGGUCUUGUGAUCAUUCGAGUGUGGCUUGGAAUGGUACGACUUUUUCAGGACGAAGCAUGAAGUAUGUGUUUCAUUGUAACCAACAUUCAGGAGCUGUAGGCGAUGACUACCUGACGCCGACUCAAAGAGCUCAAAAACAAGUGAAAAAACUCAAAUAUCUUCUGCAACAAGCCCAGAAAGAUUUGGAGGAGAAAGAUAGUGAUAUUUUGAAAUUAACCAAAGAAGUAGUUGAAUUAAGAUUAUAUAAAGCCGCGUUGAGUUCACCAGAAGACAAAUCAAAUUCGAGUGAUGCCAUUACUGUUAGAGAGAAUAACAGUAAUGAGACAACUCCGGAAGAAACGAUCGAUGGGGUUAGGAAUCAUGUACCAAAUGAACUUAACGGUUCUUUUACGGAUUCGGGCAAUUUCGAAGACUGUACAAGUUCGUCCGUAUAUUCUAAAGAAUCAGAAGAAUGUAAAUCGCCUAGUAGUUUGAGGAAAUUAGAAAAAGCGACUUCGACAGAAGAAGAUCAGGAACAUAAAAGAAUCAUAGAGGAAUACGAAAGGAGGUUUCAAGAAUUGGUUAGAACACACGAAGAAGAAUCUUUACAAUUGAAGCAAAAACACAACGAAAAAGUUGAGGAACUCCUACAGAGGAUAAGCGAAAUUAACGACAGGUACUGGCAACUUGUUCCUGAACUAGAAGAGGCCAAAGAAAGGAUAAAAGAACUGGAACAUCAAUUAGAAGAAGCUAGUAAGAAGCUCGAUGAACAGAUCGCCGAAACAGCAAAGACUGCUAAAUCAGAAGAACUUCUAAAUAGAAGUGAAGAGCUAGUAAAGCAUCAUAACAAAAUAGUCGAAUUGGCUCAACAUCCUAGUCGUGUGUCAGUUCCUGAAUUAUUAAAAGAACUACAAGUGACAAGAAACGAGCUGGAAAAUAUACGGGACGUUGAAUAUGCAUCAACUUCUAAUAAUUCACAACCACUCUUGAGUGCGAAAGAGGCACUUUCUUUGUGGGUACUUGGUGCAAGAAAGGCAAUGUACAGGCAACUAAUCGAAGCUAAAAAUAAAAACAAAAUAGAUCCAGAGAUAACGCUGCAGUUCCUCAAAUCAGCUGUCUAUUACUUUUUAACAGAUAAAGAAAACAGUCAAGGUCAUUUGAAGGCCAUCCAAAGUAUAUUAGGUUUUACUCCUAAUGAAAUUUCAACUAUAGAACGAGCUAGAUUAACUUGAUUCUUUGAAUAUAUAUUUAGUGCCUAAAAUCUAGUUGAAAAUUUAAAUGUUUACGAAAUCGUUACGAUUUUUUAAUAAUUGAUAAUUUGAUAUAAAAAUUUAAUUAAUUUUCGGUGUUUGCCUGAUAUAUGUAAUCGUUAAUUGAGUUGAGAAUAAGGCUGUGCCGGUGAUAAUUGUUAGAUUCAAUCAUUCAACGAAUAAGUCGUUUAUGGUUGAAUAAAGUGAAACGUAUCCUUGACUGAGCUAAUUGUAUUAAGCCUUUCGCACUAUAUUUAAUGUUGAGUAGAAAAUUUUAUAUUUCCGACACUUUUCUCAGUGUAGAAUACUUAUAUAUCCAUUUUUUGAAAUAUAUGGGAUGCUACGUUAAUGGUAUAAUUGUUUAAUCGAUCUGAAACGAUAUAUUUUGUUAAAAUUUUUUCAAUAAAUUUGCAACAACUACA
Messenger RNA from Diorhabda sublineata, 2633 nucleotides. RefSeq names its product protein quick-to-court (gene qtc). NCBI's taxonomy places the organism in Eukaryota, Metazoa, Arthropoda, Insecta, Coleoptera, Chrysomelidae. Bases 397 to 2193 code for a protein of 598 amino acids. The transcript has 12 exons. The record is from RefSeq and is a predicted model, not a curated record.